Messenger RNA from Hyaena hyaena (striped hyena), 1934 nucleotides. It is a transcript of the gene CA8, whose product is annotated as carbonic anhydrase 8. The coding region runs from base 32 to 904 and encodes 290 amino acids. Gene Ontology annotation, molecular function: carbonate dehydratase activity; zinc ion binding. The record is from RefSeq and is a predicted model, not a curated record. Lineage: Eukaryota; Metazoa; Chordata; Mammalia; Carnivora; Hyaenidae. The transcript has 9 exons.
CGGUGCGCGCGAGGGGACCCACGGCCUUCCCAUGGCUGACCUGAGCUUCAUCGAAGAUUCCGUCGCCUUCCCGGAGAAGGAGGAGGAUGAAGAGGAAGAGGAGGAGGGGGUGGAGUGGGGCUACGAGGAAGGUGUUGAGUGGGGCUUGGUGUUUCCCGAUGCUAAUGGGGAAUACCAGUCUCCCAUUAACUUAAACUCCAGAGAAGCUAGAUAUGACCCCUCGCUUCUGGACGUCCGCCUGUCCCCAAAUUAUGUGGUCUGCCGAGACUGCGAGGUCACCAAUGAUGGACAUACCAUUCAGGUUAUCCUGAAGUCAAAAUCAGUUCUAUCAGGAGGUCCAUUGCCUCAAGGGCAUGAAUUUGAACUGUAUGAAGUUAGAUUUCAUUGGGGGAGAGAAAACCAGCGCGGUUCUGAGCACACAGUUAAUUUCAAAGCUUUUCCCAUGGAGCUCCAUCUCAUCCACUGGAACUCCACCCUGUUUGCCAGUAUUGAUGAGGCCGUGGGGAAGCCGCAUGGAAUUGCCAUCAUUGCUCUGUUCGUUCAGAUAGGAAAGGAGCACGUGGGUCUGAAAGCUGUGACUGAGAUCCUUCAGGAUAUUCAGUACAAGGGGAAGUCCAAAACAAUACCCUGCUUUAAUCCCAACACUUUAUUACCAGAUCCUUUGCUGCGAGAUUAUUGGGUAUAUGAAGGCUCUCUUACCAUUCCACCUUGCAGUGAAGGCGUUACCUGGAUAUUAUUCCGAUACCCUUUAACGAUAUCCCAGCUACAGAUUGAAGAAUUUCGAAGGCUGAGGACACACGUGAAGGGGGCGGAACUUGUAGAAGGCUGCGAUGGGAUUUUGGGAGACAAUUUUAGACCCACUCAGCCACUUAGUGACAGAGUCAUUAGAGCUGCAUUUCAGUAGCCAGAGAGGACGGGAGCAAGACUCUCUUCAUCUGGGGAGGAAGACAAUGAUCCUAUAGUGCCGGUGGAUGAGAAACGGAAACUUGAGCCACACCUUCAGUUUUCCUCAAAGCCUGCAUUGUCUGUCUUCAUCUAACCCAGCUCUGAUGAACACCUGUGACAGUUGCCUGCACACGUGCUCUGAUGAAAUAUUAGAAAUGGCCGUACACUCAGAAGAAACGCAGUGUUAUGUACCCAGUCACUGCUGCUAGGAUUCAUAUUUUUGCACAUACUGUUUAUUGCUUAUGUGUAGAAGAAAUGAAACUAGUUUUCAGAGUUGUUAUUAAUAUGCAUAUAUAUCAUGUAUUAAUACCGAGACGGGAAAAAUACAUUCCCAGUGUUAGCCAUCCUUCAUUUCCUGUCUCCACGAGAAAAUUCACUCAUUCGGAGAAUAAUGCGAUUCUUGAUAAUAAAUAAGAGUUUUGAUCAGGAACAGCACAGGGCUUGAAAAUGGAAUGUGAAGGAUUAGUAAAAGUCAUAUCUCGUGUUGUUUUUCAGCCCUCAUACCACAAUUAAUGUCAGGCUGGUUAUUAUGCAAAACAAUUUGGGAGUUAAUGCAAGAACAAAAUCACUUUAUAUAUUUCUCAAAGGAUCAAAUUGAAUGUAUGAAUCUAAUUGUAUUUAUUUGACAUAUUGGAAGCUCUCGUUUCUAGGAGUUUGAGAAAGGCAUAAAAAUAGGAUAAAAAUUAAGUGGGUACAGCAUACCAGGAAUAGCUUUAUUUUCCAUGAUAGAAGCGUAAAUUUAAUAGUAUUCUAUAGUAAUUUCGUGUUGUACAUUUUGUAAGACCUUAAAAUAUUUUAUUCUGUGGACUUUAGUAUAUUGAGCCGUUGCUUUCCAAGGUGAUCAAUAAUAUCUUUAAUUAACUUUAAGUGCUACUGGUAAAUGUAAGCAUAUGCUUAGAUGCAGUUAGAUGUGACAGAAUGAGAUAAUUUGUGUAAAGCAGUAGAGUGCCUGGCACAAAGCAGUACUUAAUAAAUGUUAUCUGUUGUUA